AGACUAUUCCACAAUACGACGAACGAUUCGACCUGGGUUACCCCAGUAUCUUCUAUAAGUUGUUCAUCCUUCUUGCAUGAGUGGAUUUCACUUCGCGAAUAAGAUUCCGCGCCUCGUCUAUAGGAACCUGCUAAGACGGAGCUCACUGCAGACCGCUCGCAAACGACCCCGGCAAGAGCUGAGGAAUAUCGUUCCACGGCAUCAGAUCCGCAUGAGACGAUAGGUAGGAAGAACGGGCUAUAUAAGAUGGGAUACUUUCGGAGGGAGUGCGUUCCUCGUAGGAAUCCUCCUCUCUUUCCUCUUGUCGGUCUAAGCAUCCCAUCGGUAAAACUUAGCUGCUCUCCCCAGUCAGUUACAUCAAUAUGAAGGUUAUUUUAUUCCCUCGGCUUAUAACCUUUGCUUCUUGCUUGGGCAUAGGCACUGUCACAGCUCAAGUCUUCGACCCGAACAAGGGCAGCUCGUCAGGAUGGGAUCCAGCUGUGGUCGGAACGAAUAAGACCACUAAUGCAACAUUCUCAAACCCAGUCAUGACGCUUAACGUUGGCGACCCCUUUAUGACCAAGUACACUGCCGACGGUGAGGAGUGGUAUCUGUUUACGUACACGACAAACUCCAAUAUCACGUUGAAGCGUUCAAGAUAUCUCACCGACAAUUGGGACAAUGCCGAGAGUCGCGUCGUCUUCAAUCCGGAUCCCACCAGCGGAGAACCGUGGUCGACGAGUCUUUGGGCUCCUGAGAUUCAUAACAUAUCCGGUUCUUGGUAUAUCAUCUUCACUGCGACAUCAGAUGGUGACAACCCACCUCCGCUCUUGGAUGCAAUGUGCCCGAUUAACUGUCCUGCGAUUAACCAUCGAAUGUUCGUUCUGGCAGGCGAUGGACCUCAUCCUUGGACAGCCAAAUUCGAGAUGAAACCCAUGUUGGAUACUUACGAUAUGUUCGCCAUUGACGGCACAUACUUCCACUUCGAGGAUAAGCUGUACCACAUCUACUCCUGCUGGGAGCAGAAGUACUCUUCGUGGCCAGCCAAUCUGUGCAUCACGCGCAUGUCCGACCCGUGGACGGUAAACUCGACGCUUUCCGAGCGCCGCAUAAUCAGCAUACCGAACGAGCCCUGGGAGCAAGUCCCGUACGGCCGUCCGAUCCGACUCGCGACGAACGAAGGGCCCCAGCAGCUCACGAACCCGAAGACGGGCCAGAACUUCGUCAUCUACUCGGCGGCGCGCGUCAACACGCCGUUCUACUGCCUGGGCAUGCUCGAGCUCGUCGGCAACGACCCGAUGGAGUACCAGUCGUGGAGGAAGCACACGGCCGGGUGCGUCUUCCACCAGAACACGGCGGCGGGGGUCUACGGCACGGGCCACGCAAGCUUCGUCUCGUCCCCCGACGGCUCCGAGGACUACAUCGUGUACCACGCGCAGACGACGGCGAACCCGGCCUCGGACUUGUAUCGCACGGCGCGCAUACAGAAGUUCACGUGGAACGAAGACGGCACGCCUAAGUUCCCGCUCGCGGAGAAUGGGCCUUUCCCCGUUCCCGCUGGGCAGCAAGCUCUUACGCAGUUAUAG
Molecule: messenger RNA, 1565 nt
Organism: Daldinia caldariorum
Lineage: Eukaryota; Fungi; Ascomycota; Sordariomycetes; Xylariales; Hypoxylaceae
Product: glycoside hydrolase family 43 protein
Exons: 2
Coding region: 363-1565 (400 amino acids)
Biological process (GO): carbohydrate metabolic process
Molecular function (GO): hydrolase activity, hydrolyzing O-glycosyl compounds
Source: RefSeq, a predicted model, not a curated record